UACACCGGUUCAAAUUGAACAAAUACAAACCUAUGUCAACGUAAAAAGUUACAACACGUGUUAACUAAUUAAAUGUGUGUUUUUGUGUUCCCUCGCCUUUUCUUCAUGCAGUGUAUUCUCAUGUUAAUAUCUUGAGCUGUUGAUAAAAGUGAGGACGCUCCGUGUUUCUGGGAGGACGAGGCGGAACUGGACAUCUGUAGUCUUUUUUUGACGUUAGCGUAAAUUCGCCGCAAUGGCGGACGUAGCUGCAGCCGCUGUUGGAGCUGGUUCCGAUGUAAACACAGCUGGAAACCCGACAGAAGUCGCCAUGGCGUAUUUACAAGACGAGAAGACUGAUGGAGACAUGACCAAUCUAAACCUGGGAGAGCUGGACCUCACCACCGAUGAGUUCAUCUUGGAUGAAGUGGACAUUCAUAUCCAGGCCAAUCUGGAAGAUGACCUCGUGAAGGAGGCGCUCAAAACGGGGGUUGACCUCCGUCAGUACUCCAAACAGGUGGAGUCAGAGUUGCAGAGGAUCGAGCAGGCCUCCAUCAAAGACUACAUCAAGGAGAGUCAGAACAUCGCUUCGCUGCACAACCAGAUCACCGCCUGUGACUCCAUACUGGAGCGGAUGGAGGGCAUGCUGAGCGGCUUCCAGAGCGACCUGUCCUCCAUCAGCAGUGAGAUCCAGACACUGCAGCAGCAGUCGGUCAGCAUGAAUGUGAGGCUGAAGAACAGGCAGGCAGUGCGCAGCCACCUCAGUCAGCUGGUGGACGAGCUGGUGGUGCCCGGCGCCAUGAUCUCCACCAUCCUGGACAGUCCGGUGACGGAGCAGGAGUUUCUGGAGCAGCUCCACGAACUCAACAACAAGAUCAACUUCGCCAAAGAGCUGAGCUUCAGAGAGACGCUGGCCUGCUCUGACAUCCAGGACAUCGUUGACCGCCUCAAACUCAAGGCGGUGUCAAAGAUCCGAGAGUUCAUUCUUCAGAAGAUUUACUCCUUCAGGAAGCCAAUGACCAACUACCAGAUCCCUCAGAACACUCUGCUUAAGUACAGAUUUUUCUAUCAGUUCCUUUUGGCCAAUGAGAGGACGGUCGCCAAGGAGAUCAGAGAUGAGUACGUCGACACCAUGAGCAAGAUUUACUACAGUUACUUCAAGUCGUACAGCAGCAGGCUGCUCAAAGUGCAGUAUGAGGAGGUUGCAGACAAAGACGACCUGAUGGGAGUAGAAGACACGGCCAAGAAAGGUUUCUUCUCCAAACCGUCUCUGAAGAGCAGGAACACCAUCUUCACUUUGGGCCAGAGGGGCGCUAUCCUGAGCCCCGCCGAGCUGGAGGGGCCCAUCCUGGUCCCGCACACGGCCCAGAGAGGAGACAGCCGGUAUCCAUAUGAGACGUUGUUUCGCAGUCAGCACUACGCUCUGCUGGACAAUGGCUGCAGAGAGUACCUCUUCCUCUCAGACUUCUUCAUGGUGGCAGGAAACUCGGCGCUAGACCUCUUUAACAGCAUCAUGGGGAAAACUCUCAGCAUGUUCCUGAAGAGCAUGUCCACGUACGUGUCCGACUGCUACGACAGCAUCGCCAUCUUCCUGUGCAUCCACAUCAUCCUCCGGUUCAGAGCCAUCACCGCCAAGAGGACGAUCCCCGCCCUCGACAAGUACUGGGAGGCAGUGCUGGAGCUGCUGUGGCCGAGGUUUGAAAUGAUUCUGGAGAUGAACAUCCACAGCAUCAGAAACACAGACCCUCAGAAACUGGGAUUGCUUGACACCAGACCACACUACAUCACGCGUCGUUACGCAGAGUUCUCGUCCGCCAUCGUCAGCAUCAACCAGACAUUUCCCAACGAGAGGACACACACUCUGCUGGGACAGCUGCAGGUUGAGGUAGAAAACUUUGUUCUGAAGAUGGCAGCAGAGUUUCCCUCCAGAAGAGAUCAGCUCAUCUUCCUCAUUAACAACUACGACAUGAUGCUGAGCGUCCUCAUGGAGAGGGCAGCAGACGACAGCAAAGAAGUGGAAGGUUUCCAGCAGUUGCUCUUGGCGAGGACGCAGGAGUUCAUCGAAGAGAUUCUGUCUCCUCCCUUUGGAGGGAUGAUUGCCUUUGUGAAGGAGGCCGAGGCGUUGAUGGAGAAAGGGCAGCUCGACCGGCUGAAGAACGAGGAAGCUCGUAUCACUCAGCUGGUUCGAGGGUUUUCCAGCACGUGGAAACAGUCGGUGGAGUCGAUGAGUCAGGACGUCAUGAGGUCCUUUACCAACUUCAAAAAUGGAACCAGCAUCAUACAGGGCGCUCUGACCCAGCUGAUCCAGUACUACCACGGCUUCCACAAGAUCCUGAACCAGCCGACGUUCCGCAGCCUGGCCGUCCGCUCUGAGCUCAUCAACCUGCACCACCUGAUGGUGGAGGUGAAGAAGCACAAGCCAAACUUCUAACACAUCAACAGAACAGACUGAAACAUGAGCGUGAAAACAGGCGGAGGUCUGGAGGAGUUGAUUCCCUCCUGUUUCCUCCUCCGUUGCUCUCAGCUGUCGUUAACAAAGCAAGACUUUUCUAAGGAAUGAGUCAUUGAUAUGAACCAAGUCGUUGAGUGUCUUUAUUUUUUUUUUGUGCUGAGGUGUGAAGCUGUACAGCCGCUGCUCAUCAGAUUUGAAGUUCUAAUCCUUCAGAUUUCGGUCUCGUGGCUACUGUUGAGUCGUACUGUUUUGGAUGAGCGACCUCAUGUGUUUUCUGUGGCUGCUUCACAAUAAAAGCCAGGUGAAGUAUUUUACUGUGAAGCAGCAGCAGCAGUGAAGGUAUGAGUCCACAUGCGAGGGCACAAGAUGCUUCCCAGUUUUGCCUGCCUGACACGGCUACCAGAAUGCAUUGCACUGCUUCCUAACUAAACAUUGAAUAGAGGACAUGAAAACAUUAGCUUUACUCUGUUAGCAUUAAACAUGUGUUGGUCUAGCUCUGAUACGUCUGCAGAGCGUGAGCAGCCUCACACUCUCAGACAGUAAUGCUGAUCACAAGCUGCAUCGUUCAUGUGACUUAAAUCUGAAGGAUUACAACGAACAGAAAAACAUUCCUUCAUUUAAUGAUCAGAAGCAGAGCAGCAACAAAAAAAAUUGAGAAUGAGAAUCUGGACUUUGAUCACGAAACACUGAAGAAGAAAUCACUCCUGUCUGAUAUUUGAUUUAAACGCUGCACUAGCGGGAGAGAAGCUCCUCGAACACUUUACUUGAAACACUGUUGUUCAUUCUGUUUGUCUGCUGGGGACACGGAACAUUUAAGGACCAAGCUGGUGAUUUUCUGUCUGUUUCUUCUUCAUGUCAACAAAUCACUUGAAAAGACCAAAGCCAUGGAUGUGUUUGUAAGGUGACUUCCUGUCACGUUUGCAGUGCUCUGCUCCGUGAUUAGCUUAUUAAUUUAUCAGCCAAACUGAAAGAAAUAAUGUUUUUGUCUGGGACAAUUUUCAGCAGCGGAUUAAUCUACACCUGGUGCUCUUGGUGUAUUUGUGGCAGCAGGAUGGUGUGUGUAUGUGUGUGUCUGUGUGCGCACAUUCAUGGUAAUAAAGGAACAUGUCACCCACUUUUUGCAGCAACACCAGAGCUCUACGACAGAGAAAGAAGAUAAAUCACAAAACACACAAACUAUUUGAGUCUGAGAUUUGUUGACUGUAAGAAAAGCCGGACAUAACCCGCCUGAUCCUUCAGAGUCACUCCUCAGUCUUCUAGGUGUUUUGUGCCUUUGCUUACUUACUAACAGUCGCUGUACAAUGAGGUCAUGGUGUUGCAUUUAUUAGUGUGAUUGUGUGUGAAGUCGUUUAACAGAGAAUCACAGAAAAUACAA
Messenger RNA from Acanthopagrus latus (yellowfin seabream), 3803 nucleotides. It is a transcript of the gene vps52, whose product is annotated as VPS52 subunit of GARP complex. The transcript is spliced from 20 exons. Gene Ontology annotation, molecular function: syntaxin binding. Gene Ontology annotation, cellular component: GARP complex. NCBI's taxonomy places the organism in Eukaryota, Metazoa, Chordata, Actinopteri, Spariformes, Sparidae. The record is from RefSeq and is a predicted model, not a curated record. Gene Ontology annotation, biological process: endocytic recycling; retrograde transport, endosome to Golgi; lysosomal transport. The coding region runs from base 233 to 2407 and encodes 724 amino acids.